CAGCACCGACCGCGGGUUCGCCUAGUAUAUACAUGCACUAUGCAACCGGUGUACAAUCGUGCCGCUGAGGCGUUGGAUGAGCUCCGUGGGAAGCGCGGUUCACUGAAGUAUAUCAUAUUCAACAACAAUAAGAGCGACACGCUUACAUUUCGUAAGCGCGUGUAUGCUGUAGCAGUGGAAACACUGAAACGGUGUUUUCAGUGCCCUCCUUGUUUUGCUGCGUUCGGUGGGUGUAUCUUCCAGCCAUUUCACUUUUGACUCGCACAGCCAAUAAAGCUGUUUUGUUGCCAGUAAUUGAAUCUUCUAAUCUCCUGCAGUUGGAACCACAAGUAAGUUAAGGCUGUAGGCAUAGCUACUUAGUUGCUGAGGGCGUACCCUAAUUUGUGUCACAUCUAAGAAAAUAGUUUGUAAUAUUUAUGUGCGUGUGUGUGUCCAGCUAGUACGUAUAUGUAAUAAGUAUACUCAGUUUGCGAUGAGGCACUACAAACUUACACAACGGCUAGUUCGCCAAGGAUUCAGGUAUUCAGCAUUGUGUGUAGCUUUUCGGAAGUUUGCAAAGAAACAUAUACGGGUUUUAGACAAAUGCGGUUGUAGUAUAUGCAAACAUAAUUGAAGAUGGUGUCCGUUCCUCAGUCGCAA
Messenger RNA from Geodia barretti, 639 nucleotides. The record is from the annotation of a GenBank genome assembly. Lineage: Eukaryota; Metazoa; Porifera; Demospongiae; Tetractinellida; Geodiidae.